AUGGCGACCGAACAGCACGGCUCGUCUUACCGCAAUCGGUCCACGUCCCGAACGCACACUUCGCGUCCAACGACUCCGCUCCGACCGUCAUCGCGGUCGUCGUUUCGCGAGUCUGCCCGCGGCAGCGUCCACGGUGACGCGUCCUUCCCACUCAACGCGUUCGAACCGGCGUUUGCAGAGCUCUCUGACGCCAUGGCUGAUCUAGAGGCAAAUAUGAUGCAUUACCAGCUGAUGCACGAGAGCCUGUCACGGUUCAGUGAGAGCUUUGCUAGCUUCCUCUAUGGGCUUAAUAUGAAUGCCUAUUGUGUGGACUUUCCCGAGGGGCCCAUAUCUGAGUCUUUCCGAAGAGCGAAGCAGAGGGACGAGAGCACGACUGUAGCGAAUAUCCGACAGGAAUCCGAAGGAGGAGCAACACAAUUACGAGAAAGGAUAAUGGGCGACCUGGAUGGCGAGACGACCUUCAUCCACAAGGGGUUCUGCGACAGCUACGGCGCGCGGUGGACGCGGUGGACGUGGUGGGACCGGGACCCGAGGCACCGCAAGCACCCGUGGAGGCCGACCAAGCGGGCUGGGAAGACCGAGGGGCAGAGGCAUACGGUGAACGUGUGGGUGGGAGGACUGGACAUGGCCGCUGUUCUUCGUUAUGUUGCCGGCACAAAGAAGUCGCCCAAGGGAACGCUGUACCUCCAGUGUCAUAUCAAACCCGGCGCCAGCAAGAUUCGUCAGGGCGUGACGGCUGUGACGGAUGAUGCCAUCGAGAUCUGCGUUCUCGAUGUGCCCAAGUCUAGCCUGCAGAUCACGCGCGGCCUCAAGUCGCGAGACAAGACCGUGGCCGUUGCAGGUUUGUCUGAGACAGACGACAAGGCGCAAGAGUUGUUGGACCGCGUAAAGAUACUCUUGUCCAACGCAGCAGGCGGUAGCAGUUCUUCUGCCCCCUAG
This is a messenger RNA of Grosmannia clavigera kw1407, 939 nucleotides long. RefSeq names its product dash complex subunit. Gene Ontology annotation, cellular component: mitotic spindle polar microtubule; DASH complex; mitotic spindle pole body. The transcript is spliced from 6 exons. Gene Ontology annotation, biological process: mitotic sister chromatid biorientation. Lineage: Eukaryota; Fungi; Ascomycota; Sordariomycetes; Ophiostomatales; Ophiostomataceae. The record is from RefSeq and is a predicted model, not a curated record. The coding region runs from base 1 to 939 and encodes 312 amino acids.